AUGAGCUUCUAUCCCGCUCAGCCUGUGAGGGUGGUGAUCCCCGCCGAUAUCACCCCAAUCCGCACAGAACGCCUGAUUCUGCGACUCUCGCAGAAAAGCGACGCGCUUGCGCUAUUUGGAUAUCGAUGCCGUCAGGAGGUGGCUAAUUUUCUCAACAUCGACUACAGAUGGCCCAAAGUCCCUCACAAAGAAAUUAAAGAAACCGAAGAUUACCUCGCCGGCAAAGCCUUCAGAGACCCAGAGGCCUCGGGCGCCACGGGUCGACGGUUCCACUUCGUGUGCAUUCGAGCCGAUGACCCCGAGCAGAAAGUCAUCGGUACGGUGGGCAUCAAUUCUCUGCUCCCGAGCCCGUCGGUGGGAGUCGGGAUCAAUCCGGAUUUCUGGGGAAUGGGAUAUGCCAGUGAGGCUGUGGGGGGUCUUGUGGAAGCGUGGUCGAAUCUUGAGAGAAUGGUACCUCCAGGCACUACUACUACAGGUGCUGGCGCUGUGGGGGAGAAGCUAUUCGCUGCUUGUAUGAAGGAGAAUGUGGGGAGUAUGAAGGUGUUGCUGAAGAAUGGGUUUCGUGUUUACGAUGAGGUUGAGGCGGAGGGGGAUACGGUGGCACUUUUCGAUAUGGACAUGCCGCGACAAUCGAAUAUAUAG
Messenger RNA from Penicillium lagena, 642 nucleotides. Its product is annotated as GNAT family N-acetyltransferase. The transcript has 2 exons. The record is from RefSeq and is a predicted model, not a curated record. Bases 1 to 642 code for a protein of 213 amino acids. NCBI's taxonomy places the organism in Eukaryota, Fungi, Ascomycota, Eurotiomycetes, Eurotiales, Aspergillaceae. Gene Ontology annotation, molecular function: acyltransferase activity, transferring groups other than amino-acyl groups.